Messenger RNA from Penicillium cinerascens, 966 nucleotides. RefSeq names its product inositol oxygenase. Gene Ontology annotation, molecular function: inositol oxygenase activity; iron ion binding. The coding region runs from base 1 to 966 and encodes 321 amino acids. The record is from RefSeq and is a predicted model, not a curated record. NCBI's taxonomy places the organism in Eukaryota, Fungi, Ascomycota, Eurotiomycetes, Eurotiales, Aspergillaceae. Gene Ontology annotation, biological process: inositol catabolic process. The transcript has a single exon. Gene Ontology annotation, cellular component: cytoplasm.
AUGGCACCUGCCGCCAUCGCCGAGACCCCGGUUCCCGUCUUCAACAAGAAGCGGGAUGGCCAGGCUCUGGAGGAGAUGUCCGAUGCCAUCGACGAGGUCAACGUCUUCAAAGCCAAUAUGAAGAAGGAGCAAGAGCUGCUGGAGAAGGGCCUGUAUGAGGAGUCCGAGUUCGACAAGAACAAGGACAAGACCGGCUUCCGCCAGUACGAGGAUGCCUGUGACCGCGUCAAGAACUUCUACAAGGAGCAGCAUACCAAGCAAACCGUCGCCUACAACCUGAAGGCCCGCCAUGACUUCCACAGCAAGACCCGCGCCGAGAUGACGGUCUGGGAGGCGAUGGAGAAGCUCAACACUCUCAUUGACGAGUCCGACCCGGACACCAGCCUCUCCCAGAUCGAGCACCUGUUGCAGUCCGCCGAGGCCAUUCGCCGCGAUGGCAAGCCCCGCUGGAUGCAACUGACCGGUCUGAUUCACGACCUGGGCAAGCUCCUCUUCUUCUUCGAUGCCCAGGGCCAGUGGGACGUGGUCGGCGACACCUUCCCCGUGGGCUGUGGCUUUGACGAGCGUAUCAUCUACGGCCGCGAAUCGUUCAAGGAGAACGAAGACUUUGAGCACCCCAUCUACGACACCAAGUUCGGCAUCUACAGCCCGGGAUGCGGUCUCGACAAGGUCAUGCUCUCCUGGGGCCAUGACGAGUACCUCUACCACAUCGCCAAGGAGCAGUCCACUCUGCCCGACGAGGCGCUCGCCAUGAUCCGCUACCACUCCUUCUACCCCUGGCACAACGCCGGUGCCUACCACGAGCUCAUGGAUGACCAUGACAAGGAGAUGCUUCGCGCUGUCAAGGCCUUCAACCCUUAUGACCUGUACAGCAAGAGCGACGGUAUCCCCAGUGCCGAGGAGCUGAAGCCUUACUACAUGGAGCUCAUCAACGAGUACUUCCCCAACAAGGUUAUCCGUUGGUAG